Messenger RNA from Strongyloides ratti, 2508 nucleotides. RefSeq names its product Vitellinogen, superhelical domain and Armadillo-like helical domain-containing protein. Gene Ontology annotation, biological process: lipoprotein metabolic process. The transcript is spliced from 2 exons. The record is from RefSeq and is a predicted model, not a curated record. Lineage: Eukaryota; Metazoa; Nematoda; Chromadorea; Rhabditida; Strongyloididae. The coding region runs from base 1 to 2508 and encodes 835 amino acids. Gene Ontology annotation, cellular component: Golgi apparatus; endoplasmic reticulum; basolateral plasma membrane.
AUGAAAAGCUAUAUAUUUUUUCUUCUAUUAUUUUUUAUAGAGUUAAGACAAUGUUUUAUGGAAAAUGUUGAGGAAGGAAGUGCUGAAAAACCAAAAGAAAUAAAUUUAAACUUUGAUGAUUUUGAUCCUAAUGAUUUACCAAAAAAGACAAGAUUAAUCUUUUAUAAAUAUUUGUUUAAAGGUGAAACUUUUGUUUAUGAAGAAAAAUCAGGUAUUAAAAAAGGUAUUAAAGGAGGAAAAAUGGAGGCAAUGUUUUUAUUUGAUGUACUUCAUCAUGAUAUGGGUGGAAAUAUAUUAUUAAGAUUAAAACCAUAUAAAUGUCAUUUUGGUGAUUGUAAAGUUGAGGAUAUUCCUGAAAUAUAUCUUGAUGUUGUACAAGGAUAUCAAAAUCUUAUUGGAUAUUAUGUUAAAUUUAAUAAUGAUAAUGAUAAAUUAUAUUGGAAUUAUCUUCAUGGUAUUGCUGCAACAUUAUCUAAUCCAUCACAACAUGGUGAAGGUGAUAUUCAAAAUGUUGUUACACCACAAGGAAAUUGUAGAUUUGAAUGGUAUAGACCUGAAGAUAAAAAAUUUGUUAGAAAAAUUAAGAAUUGUAAUAUUGCUGGUGAAAGAAAUUCUACUAUUGUUGAUGGUUUCUUGACAAAUUAUAAUCAAGAAGUUACAUAUCAUCAAAAUAAAAAAUAUGAUGGAGAUAUUGUUGUUUGUAGGACAAGAGAAAAUUUUAAUCUUAAAUCAAAAUUUUAUAAUGAUUGGAGUUUUAAAGUUGAAUCAGUUAGUCAAAUUGAAAUGGAAAAACGUGAUAAAAAAUAUAUGGAUAGACUUUGCCCAGCCAACACAACUGUAGGCCAAUGUGCUAAAGAUAUAUUUGGAGCUACUUUAAUUGGAACAAAUUGGAAAGAAAUUAAAUCAAAAUUUGUUUUAGCUCAUACUAAUACAGAAUCACUUACCUAUAAUCAAUAUGUGGAAGCUUAUCGUGAGGAACUUGAAGAAAAAACUUUUUCUGAUCUUUUUGGUCAGAUAGUUGCUUCUGGAGUAAUUUCAAGUUAUAAUGAAUUAAAAGAAGCAUUAUUUAAUCCAGAAAAUAAAAAUAUUUUAAAUGAAAUUGUUGAUUCAAUUGCAGCAAUUGGUGAUGAUAACGCUUUUAAAAUACUUAAAGAAGUAUUAACUACUGAAUCAAAAGAUUUAGUUAUAAGAUUUGCUGAAAGUAUUGCUUAUACUUCAAGAAUUAGUGAUAAAGUAAUAUCAUUAAUGAAAUCAUGGUUAGAUGAAACAAAUGACGAAGGAUUAAAAAAAAUUUUAUACAAAUCAUAUGGAUUAAUUUUAAGAAGACAAUGUGAAUUAACAUUAAGUAAAAAAAAUGCUUGUGCUAAAGAUAAAGAUCCAAAUGUAAAUGAAUUUAUUAAAGAAAUCAUUGAAAAGGUAAAUGUUUAUGAUUCAUUAAAAAUUUUAAAAUCAUUAUCAAAUACUGGUUCAGUUAUAACAUAUGCUAAAAAAUAUAUUUGUGAUUCUUCAAGUUCUGAUGAAAUAGUGAUUGCUGCUUUAAGAAUAUUAACAGAAAUUGAUGAUAAUAAUUGGGAUAAUAGUAUAAUGACAAAAUUAAUAAAUACCUUCCGUAAUACUUGUCCACAAAAACAAAGUAUAAUAUCUAAAACAUUAGCUGUUGAUAUUUUAUUAGAAAAAGCUAAAAAUAAUCAAAAUAUUGCAUCAUUAUUAUUAAGAAGUGAAACAAUAUUUCCAUUAGAUAAUGAAUUAUGGAGUUAUUUUUAUUCAGCUCUUAAAAAUAGUCGUUUAAAUGAUGAAGAGGUAGAUGAGUUGUGGCAAAAGAUGAGAAGCUUUAAAGUUUUUAAAGAAAAUUAUGGUAAACAAUGUGUUAGUGGAAAAAGUUCAGUUGACACAACACAAUUAAGUCAAUGGCCUGGUGUUAAAAUUAAUUUUGAAAACAAAGAAAUUUUUGAAAAUAAUGGAUCAUUAAUAUAUGAUUCAACAAAACUUACUUUUAAAAUGAAUAAACGUUCUAAAGAAAUUACAUUGUUUGACAUGAAUACUAAUGGAGAUUUAAAAUUUGUUGAUCAAAGUUUGGAAAAAGAAAAAUUAUACAAUAAAAAUGCUUUGUUAAGAUUUUAUCAAGGAAAUCAACUUUUACUUUCUGGUUAUAACAUUAAAUUAUAUGCAUCAUUAGCUUUACAAGGAAAAAUAUUUAGUUAUGAUGAUGUUCUUCAUUCACUUUAUCAUUUAACACUUUCAGGAAAAAUUUCAUUAUAUGGAUUAUCAAAAUUCUAUGGUAUUAUAGAUUCUAAAGUUGUUUUAAAAGUACCAUUUGAAAAAAUUAAUUAUAAUGGUUGUAUAAAUCUUUCUGAAGAACCAAAAGCAAUGAGCCAAAAUACUUUUAUUUAUUCAGUAACAAAAAAGAAGAAGAAAAAUAUUAUCACAAGAACAAAAGAAUGGAAUGGUGUAUGCCAAAAACCAAAAACAAUAAAAAUGUUGGAAACAUGUAAAAAUGUUUUAAGUUAA